CCCGGCGGUGGAGCGCGCGCGGCGCGGGGCUGGGGCCGGAGAGGCCUCAGCGUGAGGGCGGGCGGGGCGACGCUUUUUCUUUUCCUCAUGUGCAGAUAGGCGGGCGUGCCUGGGGACGCGACCCGUAGGUUUCUGAAGAUUUCUUUCUGUGGAAGCGUUAGCAAGGAGAAACAAGACCACAAUGAAACGUGAAGCAUUUUUACAAGUUGUGUCUAAAAAGUCAAUUGAGGACUUCUUGCGUUUUACUCAAAUUCCUAAAAAUACAUUUGAUCCUUUCAAUUUGAAUGAAUUACUUCAAGAAUUGUCUAGAAAACAAAAAGAAGUACUAUGGGAGAGGCUGACACACCUAUUGAAAGGGACCUUGAUGGAGAAACCUGUGGAAACAUGGCAAAGGGCAGAAGAUGCUGAAAGUAACGAUGCCAUGGAAGUUGAGAGAGCUCCAGAAAUGAAACAAACUGUAGCUGUGAUCCAAGGAGUGACAGCUGUAGUUACAGCUUCCAUACCCGUAGUGGAUGAAACAGUGAACUACAAAGCUCUUCUAGAAUGUGCCUUUAUAUUAAAUGGUAUUGUUCCUGCAUUACCUGAAUCUGAAAAUAUCCUACGGGGUGCCAUCCAGCGUGUAUGUGAAAUGUGGUGGGAGAAAGGACUGGAAGGAAAGGAGCAGCUAGGGAAAACAGUAUUUAUUUUACUGCUAAGGAAAAGUCUGAGUAAAGCUGCUACGGGUGCAGACAUCGUUCGUCUAUGGAAUCUACAUCAGACGUUACUUUGUUUUGAUUAUGAUUCAGAGGACAGUAAUGAAGUCAAAGACCUGUUACUUCAGUGUUUUAUGAGUGUAAAGCACAUCAAAAAAGAAGAGGGAAGAAGAAUCUUGAGCUUUUUGUUCAGCUGGAAUGUCAACUUCAUUAAAAUGAUACAUGGAACUGUUAAAAACCAACUGCAGUUUUUUCCAAGAUCCUUGAUGGAAUACAUUUCAGAAGUUUAUUUCAGAGCAUGGAAGAAGGUGUCAGGAGAAACUUUAGAGAUACUUGAACACGGUUGUAUUCAGGAUUUCAUGCACCAUGGAAUUCAUCUUCCCAGAAGCUCUUCUGUUUAUUCUAAAGUUAGAGAGAUGCUGAGUUAUUUUCAUAAACAAAGUAAAGUUCGUCAAGGAGUUGAAGAAAUGCUCUAUCGAUUGUAUAAACCGAUCCUCUGGAGAGCACUGAAGGCAAGAAACUCAGAAGUUCGAUCAAAUGCAGCAUUUUUGUUUAUUGAUGCUUUUCCUAUCCGUGACCCCAGUUUUAGCACUGAAGAGAUGGACAUUGAAAUUCAGAAGCAAUUUGAAGAACUUUUUAGUCUCUUAGAAGAUCCUCAUCCAGUUGUCCGCUCUACAGGGGUACUGGGAGUCUGUCAGAUAACAUCCAAAUACUGGGAGAUGAUUCCUCCAGCAGUUAUUGCUGAUCUUUUAAAAAAGCUAAUUGAAGAGCUGGCGUGUGAUGUAACAUCUGCUGAUGUUCGAUGCUCUGUUUUUAAGUGUCUACCAAUAACUUUGGACAACAAAUUAAGUCAUCCGUUACUGGAGCAGCUCCUGCCAACAGUUAAACACAGCCUUCAUGACAAUUCAGAGAAAGUGCGAGUGGCUUUUGUAGAUAUGCUUCUGAAAAUUAAGGCUACUAAGGCAGCUAAGUUCUGGAAGAUCUGUCCCAUGGAGCACCUUCUGGCUCGCCUGGAAGUUGAUUCCCGGCCUGUGUCACGGCGCAUCGUGAAUCUCUUAUUCAACUCCUUCCUGCCCGUUAACCAGCCUGAGGAAGUGUGGUGCGAGCGCUGUGUUACCUUAAUCCAGAUGAAUUCAGCAGCAGCCAGAAAGUUCUAUCAAUACGCUUAUGAGAAUACUGCCCCCACCAACAUAGCUAAACUGAUGCUAACUAUUCGACGCUGCUUGAAUGCCUGCAUCCAGAAAGCAGUGAAAGAGAGUUUUGAUGAUGAUGGUGAUGAUGAAGGUGAAAAGGAGAACCUAAGCGUGUUGAAUGAUGUGUUGUCAAUAAAUGAUGUGGCCACCAUGGCAAGUUUAUUGGAGGUUACAGUCAUUCUCUGGAGAAGUAUUAACAAAGCGCUAGAUCACAAUGAAGAUGCCAAAGAUCUUACCAUCAGAAAAUUUGCUUCUGUACUUCCUGAGUAUUUUAAAGCAUUUAAGGAUGACCGCUGCACGACUCCAUUGGUUAUUCUGGCAUCCUUCAUGCCCCCUGCUGCUAUUCCUACUUUCAGCUGUGGUGUGAUCUCCAAACUCAGAAAUAUUGACAGUGGAGGUGACCAAAGCAAAUACUCUACUCUGAUAGACUGCAUGUGUCGCUGGGGGCAAGUGGGGCAUGUGAUGGAAUUGGCCUGUGACUGGUUAUCAGACACGCUAACCCCAAGAAAGAGUGUUAAAACAUCUGAACGGAGAGUUCGUAUCCACGUAACACAUGAAUCGAAGCCAGAAUUAGCACUUGAUUACAUUGAAUAUUUAUUGACUCAUCCUGUUAAUCGUGGUUGCCUGCUCUCUGCUCCUAAAAAGAAACUGAACCAUCUUCUGAAGACUCUCAGUGCUGCAAAGGAGAUCCUUGGCUCAGUUCUGAAAACAACUGAUACAAAUUCUGGUAGCUGCAAUCAAGCAACUGGCUUAAGAGCCUUCAGCCUGUGCUGCAGGUUGAGUAUUCAUCUUCAAAACAAGUUUUCUGAAGAAGGAAAAGACUAUCUGUCACUUCUGCAGGAGACAGGGGCUUGGGUAGAAAGUCACGUUUUACCUUUUAUACAAGCAACUGAUCGAGAGGAUGGAAUUUCAAAACAGAGUAAUGUUCCUGAAUUAAUUAUCCAGGCCUAUCUGUCAGUCUGCAAAGAUGUCAUAAUGGUUGGUCUUGGAAAUCUCAAGUUUCAAGCAUACUUUUUAGAUAUGGCACUUUCGGUUAUACAAACAGCCAGAGGUGGCUUUUGUACACCAGUGUUAUUGUGUGCACUAAAAGAAAUUACUGAAGCUUCUUUGACUCAAAGCACCGAGGUGGAUGAAGUAGCAAAUGUUCUCCAUGCUGUCCAGACUGUCUUCCAGAAGGUUUUAGAAUGUGUCGCAUACAGGAUCAAGGAACACCAGAAAGCAGGGAUUCAGUUGAUUCAAUCUAUUCAAACACCUCUUGGAGAUUUCGUACACGCAGUCCAGUGCUGGCAUUCAUUUUGCCCGGCAGUUCACCAGGGAAUGUUUUCCACUCUCCUAGCUGCAAUACUGGCAGAGAUAAAUUCUGCGCUACAGCAGGCUUCCAGUGAAAAAGAUUUCACUAUACCAAGGACAGUUUCAGACCUUCCACUUCUUUCAAGCAGCUUAAUGGCCAUAAUUAUGAAGUCUGUUAAUAUGGUCAGGUCAUUUUUAAAUGAAUUACUGGAAUGCAUUCUCUCUGGAGAAAUUGGAGGGAUUUUUCAUCUUACAUCUAUGGUCUGCGUUGUGAGUGUAAUUAAAGGUAAGCACAAAACUUCCCUUCUAAAAGAUGUUGCACCUGCCAUUCAAAGAAAGCUUAUAACCUACAAGGAAGCUGCCACAGAAGAAUCCAGCAGUACUGAAAGAAUUCUGUAUGAAUCGUCAAUGAAAAUUUUGGAUGAACUUCUGAAUCCCUGACCACAUGGAAGCUUUUGUCAUGAAAACUAAAAGAAGAUAUAUUGGUUUUUUUUUUAAAAAAAAGAUUAUAUUGUAAAUUUAUUAAUAGUUAAGAUUUAUUUUCUGCUAUUCUGUACAUUUAAAGCAGGCAAAAAGUAUAGAAGUGUAUAUAGAAAUCAUGUAAUAUUAAAGAUUCUCCAAGACCUUUAAGAAAGUUGUUUUGUAUAAAAUUGUUGUUUUUAGGGGGGGAAGUAAAAAUCACUAUCUUGUUUUUAUCAAACAAAUGAUAAUUGUAUCUUAUACUUUGGGACUGAGGCAGCACGUAGCCCCAGUGCCUGGGAAAUUCUCAGAAUAUUCCAAGAGGUCACGCAUAUUCCAGCGAGGUGGUUGGGUAUUGCCUGUAUGAAUUCACAAAGAGCAAAUUCUUCUUGGCUGAUCACAUUUCCUUCCUUUUUGUGAAUGAAAUCAGAACAGAAAAUGUCACCUUUCCUGUCCUUAGGAAGACUGUUAUAGAGACUUAACUUCAUAUAUUAGUAGCCAAAUUGGAGAGAGACAGACUAUACUGGAUGAACUACAUACAGAGUGGAAAACUGCCUGGCAUUCAGGCUUCAACAAUAAUGGUGCUAAAAGGCAUACAGGUUACUAGUGGCAUUCCUCGAGGCAGAACUGUUGCCAGUACCGUUUAACACUUUCAUUAAAAGUCUUUAGCAGGGAGUGGAAUGCAAACUCAGUUGCCUGGGGACACCAACUUGGGAGCAGUGGUUGAAACAGUUGAUGAAUGUUGCCCAGCUCAGUAGGAACCUGAGGGCUGGACAUAAAGAACAACAAAUCUUGUAGAGUUCAACCCAGACGCACGCAAAGUCCUCUACCUGCAAUGGACAAAUUCCAUACUACAGCAUAGUGUAGAGAAGCAACCUUACUGCUGUCUUCAGCUACUCGGUGAGGAUGAUGGAAAGACUUCUGAGAAGUACAAAUCAGGAACACACGAGGCAGUGGACACAAGUUGCAGCAAGAGAAACUGGACGUAUGAAAGUUUUUUCCUGAUGGAAGUGAAACAAAGUGGAACAGGAACAGGUUUGCCAGAGGGAGGGUGCAAGAUCCAUCCUUGGAGAUGACAAGAACUUGACUGGCCAAUGUUGAAGUUAUUCCUGCCUGAGCUGGCAACUGGACUGGAUUAUCUCAUGGGCUUCCUCUCAAUUUAAAUAAGUUUAAUUGCUUUGUAUUUGGCUAGUUUUACAAAUUAAUGCCACAGGUGAUGCAGACAUGUAAGCUACUUAUUCAGCUUUUUAACGUGAACAGAUGCUCUCUUGAAACUAGUAAUACAGUGUUGAUUGCAGAAUGUUAUUUUGCCUUAAUUGAGGCAUUUAUAAAUUAGAGUUCUAAGUUCAUGACGCUAUGUUUUUGCCUGUGUUAGAAGAAGAUCUCGUAGGCAGCCCCAGAAACUGAUUCAGGCAGAGACUGAAAAGAUAGCAAACAGGGACUGUGUUAGACCUGGAUAUCUAAUGGUUAUCUACGAAGUGGGACCGGUCGCUUCCCAUUUAGGGUCUAUGCAAAUGGCUCGUUGAUAUCUCUGGUGUUACUGAGUGGCACUGACACCGAAAUUAGCAGAUUUACUUAAAUUGAGACAGACUCUUUAUUCUUGAUUAGGAUCUGUGCACAGUGCUGUUCCCCCAUCUAUCCAAACGGGCAUCUUUCUGUGGUGGGAGUUUGCAAGUUUUCUAGUUCAUUAAUCUUCUACAUAGAAGCUUAUUUAGCUGGAAUGUUAUUAUUUUUAAAUAUCAACAUCCUUAAUAAACUGUCAGACUUUGCAACAGGGAUGUCAGGGUGUGUAUGGAGAAGUGAAUUCCAGAUUUACUUUCUCCUCAAGAGUAGCCUGAGCCAGAAAGACAUGCUGCCGCAGCAGGGAGCUGGAGGUCUGCCAGCUGUUUAUCUAUCAACAUCUUUAUAAGAACCGUGUUCUUUGGCCUUCAUUCUUCUACAUCUGCUAACAGGCAGGUGUUCCAGUAAUGACCUUUUAAAUCUUCUGAUUAUACAAAUUAGUUAAUGAAUAUGUAAAUCACUGUGUUUUUCUUCUGCUUUUUAGUCUUUCACUAUUUGCUUAUGUUAGGUGAGAAGAGUUACUGCCUUUUUAUUCUCCUCAGUCUGUAACACUGCUUUUUCAGUUGUCUUUUUUUUCCUAAUGGACUACCUGUUCCAGACCCACUAUUCCAGAUCCUGAAUUAAAGGUAACUGCCAGCACCAGAAAUAGGCAGAUUUAUUCUGAAGAACUUAGAGGUGAUAUUGCCAGGAGGGGUAAAAAAGCUUAGAGAUGAACUUUAUCUUCCUGGUGCCUGAUCCUCAGGGGGGUUGAUAUCGUUCUGUGGUAGCAGUGCUGCUGGGCUGUAGAUCUCAAGGUCCAAUCCAGCUCUGCUGUAGCUCCUCUCGUAGGUGAAAAACCAUGGGCUUUCUGCAACACAGGCACUGAACUUUGAAUUCCUUAGGGAAAAAUCUGUCAAGUGCUUUCUCCUUGGAUAUUUGUAAAUUUUCAAACAAUUUACUCAGAUUUACUCAGUGUUCUCUUUGCAAACUAAGUAUUGUCAAAAUGUUACAUCCUUACAUUUUUCUGUUUUCAUGAUAUAAGAGUAUAUUU
Molecule: messenger RNA, 6224 nt
Organism: Numida meleagris (helmeted guineafowl)
Lineage: Eukaryota; Metazoa; Chordata; Aves; Galliformes; Numididae
Gene: NCAPG2
Product: non-SMC condensin II complex subunit G2
Exons: 28
Coding region: 182-3616 (1144 amino acids)
Biological process (GO): mitotic sister chromatid segregation
Cellular component (GO): nucleus; condensin complex
Source: RefSeq, a predicted model, not a curated record